This is a messenger RNA of Annulohypoxylon maeteangense, 1555 nucleotides long. RefSeq lists its product as uncharacterized. Bases 214 to 1128 code for a protein of 304 amino acids. The record is from RefSeq and is a predicted model, not a curated record. Gene Ontology annotation, molecular function: DNA binding, bending. The transcript has 3 exons. Lineage: Eukaryota; Fungi; Ascomycota; Sordariomycetes; Xylariales; Hypoxylaceae.
ACAUCAUCAUCAUCAUCACCACUGCCAGCCUUACAAUUUGACGAUUAUCACACCGCACAAAGGCGCAUCAUAUUGUGUCUUUCUACAAUAGUUUAUCUUUUUCAUCUUUAAAUCCAAACCCAGCUUCGGAUUGUUCCUAUUCACUAUUCAUCGGGUCUCUUGCCAAUAACGAGGAGCAAACGUGACUGAUUGUAGUCACACUCCUUCGUGACAAUGGCGCCGCAGAAUUCAAACCCGCCUUCCCUCCCCCCUACCGUUGAGGAAGCCUACCGCCGCAAGUGUAUUCAGCUCAAAGAGCGCACUAAGGAGAUUGAAGAAGAGGCCAAGGCCUAUCAAUUACGACUAAGCCGACUCCAGCGCCAGGUUCAGAAGCUCCGUCUUGAACGCGCAUUUCUCCUUGAGCAAGUUGCCAAGCGCACAAGCACUAAUGUUGAGGAUUCAGAGGGCAGCCCAAGCCCGCCUCCCACUCCGAAGGACAAGCCGCUCCGAACGAAGCGUGGGCAUCGGAAGCCCUCUCUGCUUCCCGUCUCUGAGCCCGGCACGAAUCCUAAUGCUACCUUCAUCAGCCAGAACUUAACGACCCUCUCACCCAGCUCCGACGCCUUCUCACACUCGCAGCUCGAUACACAAAAAGAUCACGGCCGAGGUGGAACUAAUGGCAUUGCCAAACGACCAAAGCGCCCCAGCAACGCCUUCGAGAUCUACUGUAACGACACACGACCUAUCCUCCAAGCCCAGAAUAAGGAGAAGAUCGCGGCGGGUGAAUUUCGACUUGAAGAGGAGCUCGCCAGAGGCUGGAAAGAUCUGCCUGAGAAAGAGAAGGAAGAAUUUCAAGUCCGUUACGAGCAAGAGUUAGUUCAAUACAAGGAGGCCGUCGAAGAGUUCAAACGUGGCACCAAAGACGUGACUCGUGAGCGCUCGCGCGGAAGGGACAGCCAUGCUGGUGGCAACAAAGGCUCUCGAAGUGGGGCGGGAGGACGCUCAACCCGAUUCGAGGAGGUCCAGGACGAUGAUAUGGACGAGGAUCAAGACGUCGAGAUGGCAGAGCCCGGUGACGCCGAGCCUGCAGGUGACCAGGAUACAGACCCAGAGACCGAGGUUGACGAAAACGACGGCGUGGUCGACUAGGAGUAGGUCCCUGAUGACCCGUGUUGCUUGAUGUGGCCCCAUGGCCCCGCGACCCCAUGCAACGACUCCGAACCUGAACUACCCCUAUCCCCUCCAUACACGUAAUAAUCUCGCCAGAGGAAGAAAGGCCAUUUAUAGCUCUACCUAUUUAUCUCUUAAUCUCUAGCACUAGACGGAAAACGGAGAAGGGAAAAACUGCAGUUUCUGCUCAGCGCCACGAAUGAAUUUGGGGGGACGGUCGGAUCGGGAUGACGUUCUACGAUCCUACCAAAAUAGCAGGCGUUAACGGAAAUUUUUGGACAUUGCGUGUACACUACGGAAUUAGGUAGCUAGGAAGCUGCAGGUAAUCAGUCAGGAAGGGUCUUGUUGCUUCUCGGUGGCAUAGGAUCGCUUUAAAUAUGACUUAAAUGCGUUGAGUUUCUAUGAA